GAAUUCUCUGCUUUACAGGAAAAGCUAAAUGAAUUCAUCCCAUUCAUUAUUGAAAAUCAUAUCAUUGGUUAUGUUCAUAGCGGAUUCACAGAAUACUUGAGGGACUUUGAUGACAUCUUUAUGUUUCCACGAGAUGAUUCCUGUGAUGGCCAUCUUUCAUUAAACCCAUUGUUGGAAAAUCCUGAAGAUAGAACGCGUGCGGUGGCAAAUGUGAUCAAAAUCUUGGGUGACAAAGGACUCAUCCCGGGAAUAAGAGAUGAGCUGUAUCCUGUGAAACCUUCAUUUGAUGCUCCCGUCUAUUUCUCAUUGGAACGUGCUGCUGCUCCUUAUUUCGGAUUGAAGGCUUAUGGAAUUCAUAUGAAUGGGUAUGUUGAAAGGGAUGGACAAAAGCUUCUAUGGAUAGGAAAGAGAAGUCAUGCAAAAUCCACAUAUCCUGGAAAGCUUGAUCAUCUUGUCGCUGGAGGAUUGCCUCAUGGGAUUGGCUGUGGUGAGAACGUUGUAAAGGAAUGUGAGGAGGAGGCUGGGAUACCCAAAACCAUCGCCGAAAAGGCCAUACCAGUUGGUGCUGUCUCAUACAUGGAUAUCAAUGAGUACCGUUUCAAACGCGAUGUUCUGUUUUGUUAUGAUCUGCAACUCUCUGAAGACUUUGUCCCAAGAAAUCAAGAUGGAGAGGUUGAGAGCUUCAAGUUGAUUCCUGUGAUGCAAGUUGCUAAUGUGAUUAGGAAGACAACCUUUUUCAAAACAAAUUGUUCCCUUGUCAUUAUUGACUUCUUGUUUCGCCAUGGGUUCAUCAGACCAGAAUCGGCAGGUUACUUGGAUCUAUACCGAUGUUUGAGGAGCGGUGAUUGCUCAUAAGGAUGCAUGUUUUCUCCUCACACAUAACAGGUAAUAUGAUGUAAACUUUAAGCAAUUCCGUUUCGGGCACUUCUUAUCAUGUUUUCGAGGAUUUUUUCGAAUGCCCAACUCAGAUUUUAACUUGACUUCAGAGAACAGAUAUCUGUUGGGAAUUUUACGUUACCACGAUCGUAUAUCACGAAUCAGUAACAAGAACGUAUUACUUGUGUAAA
Molecule: messenger RNA, 1067 nt
Organism: Tarenaya hassleriana
Lineage: Eukaryota; Viridiplantae; Streptophyta; Magnoliopsida; Brassicales; Cleomaceae
Product: nudix hydrolase 20, chloroplastic-like
Exons: 8
Molecular function (GO): 8-oxo-dGDP phosphatase activity
Source: RefSeq, a predicted model, not a curated record